UAGCAAUAUCAAUCCAAAGACGCCGUGUAAAAAAAAGUACUGUAUCUUGUUUUGCUUUUAAUUUUAUCCAGCAGCUUUGAAAUCAGUCCACUUAUCAUAUCCGUGACAUUUUCUUCCUCCCCAUCCCCUUCAAAGCGUUGUCUGCUGCUGUUGUUGUACUUGGAAAUUUGAGCCCUCCGCCAGCGGGACGCGCGCUGAGAGAAAAUGGGCGGGAACGCAGCGUUGCUUCUGUUCAUUUCGCAACCUGGAAACGCUCAAGGGCCAGCCGCAAGUCCAGCGCGCCGAUCCAAGAAUGGCAACUGCGUCUUCCGAAAUACGCUGAAGCGCAGCUAUUUUGUAAGCCUUGGAUUUGGGUGAGGAAAGCGGCAAAAGAAAGCGAGGAGGAGCCGAAGCCGGGGUUGUGCUCAUGUGACCGCUAGCGACACAGGGCUGGGGCUGCUGAGUAGUAGCUGGAACUGCUGCUGCUUUUGCCCGUUUUUGGAACUAGGUAACAAGCGAGAGAGACCGGAGGAUUCGCUCCUCUCAAGGGUGCGAAGCCGCCUCGCUCCAAACAGAUGAUGGCGAUACGAGAGCUGAAAGUCUGUCUGCUUGGAGAUACUGGAGUUGGCAAAUCAAGUAUAGUUUGUCGAUUUGUUCAGGAUCAUUUUGACCACAAUAUUAGCGUUACUAUUGGAGCUUCUUUUAUGACUAAAACAGUCCCUUGUGGGAAUGAGCUUCAUAAAUUUCUAAUCUGGGACACAGCAGGUCAGGAGAGGUUUCAUUCACUGGCACCUAUGUACUACCGUGGAUCAGCAGCAGUUGUUAUAGUUUAUGACAUAACUAAGCAGGAUUCAUUUCAUACACUGAAGAAAUGGGUAAAAGAAUUAAAAGAACAUGUUCCUGGAAACAUUGUAAUGGCUAUUGCUGGAAACAAGUGUGACCUUUCUGAUAUUAGGGAGGUACCUAUGAAAGAUGCCAAAGAAUAUGCAGAAUCUAUAGGUGCAAUUGUUGUUGAGACUAGUGCCAAAAGUGCAAUUAACAUUGAAGAACUCUUUCAAGCAAUCAGCCGGCAGAUUACACCUUUAGAAACUCAUGAAAAUGGCAACAGUGGAACAAUCAAACUCAGGAAGCAGACUGCUCAGACAACACGAAGAUGCUGUUAAACAAACCAGAACUGGUUUAAUGCACUUGAAAAUAAAACAAGAUCAUUUAUUUAUUGAACCACGGACUUCAGAAAGCCAACAACAUGGUACACUCUCUAAAAACAGUAGUAUCAGUAUUCUUUAUUGAUGGGAUUAGUAGGAGAAAAAUGUCCUUCCAAUGAGUUCUGCAGAAUUAUGUAGACAAUUCGUUUAAGCAGUAAACUGAGUGAAACAAUGACUCAGAUUAUUUGGAAUAAUCUGUUUAAACCGUUGACUAUUCUAAAGAAGCAAUAAGUACAUUUUUUUAACAAUAUUUUUUUUUUGUAUUUUCAAUAUGUUUCUCGUUAUUUAUAAUUUUACAGAAUUAUAAUACACAGUAUUUUAAUCAAACAAAGAACAUUUUAUUUUACUGGAUUUGGCUUCUAUGAUUUUUUAGAAUUAUUUUUAAAGGUAUAAAUGAGGUACUUACACUUCUGCAUCCAGUACAGAUAAAAUCUAGUGACAACAAUUCAGGUAAAUGUUAAACUGUUACUUCUGCAUUGGAAAAGCAAAAUCAUUGAAAUGCAAACACUUUUAAGUUAGAAGCAGAGGUUUUGGAUAUACUAAAUACUGCAUGUUAAAUGAAAACAGAUAUUUCAUAAAAGGCCAAAAAAAGACCAGGAUACACUUUCUAUUGAAUUCAUUCAAAUUUGAAAUAACUUAACACCAACCUGGCAGUCUGAAUACAUCAGUUCUAUACUUGUAUUUUUUCUUGUUCUUUACCUUUAGUGCAGUUAUCUGCAUCUAUAUCGUUGAUCUGGCUGUUUCUUACUUAGUAACAAUACAGAUGCAAGGAAGUUGAAAACAAUACAGACAGCCUUUUUUUAAUCUGAGUCCUUUUUGUAAUAGAUUGAGUAAAGCUGAUACCAUACCAAGCUAAUGCAAACAACAAUAACCAUCACUCAUUGAAAGACCUCAGUACUGUCAGCCCUCCCAGAUACACCAGAUAAGAAACACUAGAUGCCAUGACUCAGUUUCCAGACUGAGAAACUUCAUCAACAUAUCACCACACAAUUUGGGGAGGACACCCUGAGGUUGGUGUGAGAGGAAUCAGUACAUUCCAGUGACUUGUUCAGACUGAGAAAGCUGCUUGGAUGAGCAGCAAAACAUCUCAAACCAACAAGGAAAUAAAUCCAGUUGCCAUGACUCAAUUUCCAGAUGACAAGAUGAACUAAUUCUACUUUAUUGUAAGACUACAAUAAGAAAAUCUUGUAAGUCUAAAAGUACAGUGGUAUAUUGAUACUCAUUAUUAAAUGGUUUGGAGAGGCAUGACAAGUACUAAAAAUGAUGAGUGCCAAACAAACCACAUGACUUAUCAUGCAACUCUUUGUUUUGGCCAGGAAGGACUUCCUGUUUGUCCCUUUUCCUAUGUCAGUGACCUUCUCAGUUUGGCUGACUUCCUGUCCGCUCUCCACAGCUACCCCCCCUUUCACAAUCGCAGUUCAUCAAGUACCAGACAAAGAAUGAAUAUUGGGACAACAUUUUUUUGUCAAAAUGUGUUGCAUAGCAAAUUUAACGAGUUUUGAAGCUGUUGAGCACCGAGGUAUCAUUGUACAAACUUCUCGCCACCAUUGUUUAUUCCUUGAGCCUUUAAAGCCGGGUUUUCCUAAGUUUCUUUGACUGUUAAGCACUGGGGGCUCCUGACUUUCUUGUUGGAUUGUUUCCUAAAUAGCAUAUCUUCCCCAAGAUUAUUACACAUUCCAUUACAGUACUGAUAUAUUUUAUUUCAUGCUUCCUUUAUUGUAAAUUGUAUAUAUGUUGAAGUUGCUACAUGUGCAGUAAACUAAUAAAGAUGCCAUCAUAAAAUUUAUAAUAGUAAAAAGUGACAAAUAUAGAAUUUGGAAAUUCUAUAGGUGCAUUUUUUCAUGUUCUUAAACUUAUGCAAUGAAACACAAUCUUGUCUAUCUGUAUGGUCUUUUAAGAGUCAAUCCUGACUUGAUAGUACAUAAUUAGUUCUGCAUAUGAUACUGAUCUACAGGGUAGAAUCAUAGAAGGAAUAUCAACUACUAUUUAGUCUGACUACCUGCUUGAAAUAGCAUAUUUAUAUUUCUUGUUAUUACAGAAUUGCAUGUUUAGAUGUUAUUUUGUAGAAGUUGUGAAGCCACAAAGUAUUUCUAUGUAGAAAUGAAAGGCGACACUAAUUUUUUUACCAUCUGCAGGAUGCUCAUGUUGAAUCAUAAUUUUCAACAUAAAUGUUUCAGGGCGGCUACAGAAAAAAAGUCCUUGAAAACUCUUUUUGAACGAAUAGAAUAGAUUUUCUGUGAAGAAGUUUAGAUGCUCAUUCUUCUAUUAUACAAUACAGACCUUUAGCUAAACCUCUGUUCUUGUGACAGUGAAAACAGUCAAAUUAGAAUAAUUGCGUAAUAUAGCUUAAAAGAAAGUUGUGAUUAUCUUUUUUUGACAAUAAUUAGUGAAUAAUGUUUUUGGGGUUGAAAUUUUCUGCCAAAAUUCAUAUCCAAUUUUGCUAAGAAGAUUGACAUAAGAAUAAAUAGUAUAAUUUUUAGUGGAAGAGAAUUAGAAAAAAUAGUAUAUUAAAUCAUUUAGGGCUCAUUCUUUGCAAAGUUUCAGCCAAAUAUUUACUUCUAUACACAGUGCGGUGGCAUAUAAGAAAAGAAAAUAAAUAUUUGAGAAUCAAGUUCAUACAUAAAAGUUAAAAUGGAAAGAAAAAGCUUAGUAUCGAUAUUUUACAGUGACAACUUCAGAAGCAGUGCAAUUCAAUGAAUAGAUAAAAAAAAUAAGGCAAUAUUACAUCUAUUUAUGUAGUAGUAUGCCCAAUCAAUGCCAUGUGAUAUUUUCCGGAGUAUAUAUUCAUUCAACUGCAGAGCUUCUGAAAUUGCCAUUGUAAAAUAUUGAUAGGAAGCUUUGUUUUCUUUCCAUUUUAAAUUUUAUGUAUGAAGUUGGCAGGUUAUAUUAAUUUGAUUUCUAGUUUCGUAUUUAGUAUUGUAGUUAAGGUGAAGCAAAACAAAUCCUGCUAUAAAAAUAAAUCCAAAUCUUCUUAGUUGAGUGGGAAAUGAACAUUUUUCAUAUCCCUCUUAACUGGGAGAAAAAUUCUCAUCACAAAACAAUCCUUACCUUCAGAUUACACCUGGCUUUGCAUAACAUGGUAGGCCAAAAUAUGUUGUGGGAAUGUGGUUUAUUUAUAAUUGAAAAUAUGAACUAAGAAAAUGGGUUAAUUUAGCAAAUUAUGUUUCAGCUGAUCACGAGUGUUGUGUGAGCAAAGCAAAAUGCUAUUGCUUAAUGCAUUGUAAACCGCCCUGAGCCUCCGGAGAAGGGCAGCAUAUAAAUUAAAUUUAAAAAAAUAAAAAAAUAAAGAGACAUGGGGCCACAAACAAACAUUUUUCUAUCUACAAUUUCUGAGGGCCACCCAUUAGAUUCAGAAGAAAAUUCUUGAAAAUGACCCACUGCACAUACCAGAAUUGGAAUAAUGUGUGUAAGGUAAAUCCCUACUAUUAGGGUCAAUGCUUGGGAUUGGCUUUACGGUGUUCCACUGAAAUGUUUUCUGUAAAAGAAUUCUCUAGAAUCAAUUCUUGCCUCCAAAACAAUAAUGAAGAUAGAGAAAAUAAGAUCCUUAUGUGUGUAUCCUGUAACCUACCUCUUCAGAUUCCAAAAGGGCUCAUAAAUGGUCUUUUUGGAGUCAGAAGAAUUGGUAAAAUGAAAUAAAGUUGCACUUCCAGUAGGUUUGAUUCCUACUUUCCCAUAAAUAAAGUCGCAUACCUGUGUGCUAGAUGGUAUAAGAUGGUAUGAAAAUUUAUCUUUCUAGAAAUGGCAGAAUUAUGUUACUCAAGCAAGACAAUUCAGUUAUUUUUUCUGUUAAGUAUUCAGAGAUUAUUUUUAUUCAUAUUCAGGUCAACACUAUUUAAUUAUAGUCUUUCAUUAUAUAGUAUAAUUGAUAAUGUUUCAGUGCACGGGGCACUUUGCUUCUUAUGUAGCUAUAUACUCUAUCCAGUACAUAUUUUUCUUUUAAAAAAUCAGAUUUGUUUAAACCUAAACAAAUAUAAUGCAUUGUACUCUUUGAAUUGUUUAUAUCAAAUGUUGAAUGGGCUGGACCCAUUAAUGUAUGGAAUGUUAUAAUCUAUUAAUAUUGUUUGCUCUAUUAAUAUUGUUUGCUCCAUAUAAUAAUUGUACAAUUUCCAACAAGAUUUGAGCCUAUAACAAUGUUUUAAUUUAACCUCUAGUAAACAAUACUAAUAAAUGUUUGUAAUUUCUGUGACAUGGUCUUUCAUAGAUAACAAAAAUUAAGUGUUAACUGAAGAACAGUUCUUGCAAGAUUCUUCAUGGAUAACAUAACCUAUUCAUUAUAAUAUGUUAGACAUCACUUGGAUAAUCUUAAAAUAAUUGAGAUAACCGACUGUGAAGUCAUCUUAGAUGAUCUCAAAAAAAUCUGAAAAUGUAGAUAGGGUUCUAGAUGAUAUGGGCUCUGCUACUUAUGGCUCAACUCAUUCCUGCCUGGCUACUUAAAACAUCUACAGAGGCAGGCAUAUAUGGAAAUGGAAAGUAAUUAAUAUUCUUUAUGAGAGAGGAUUGUGCUGUCAGCUUUGAAAUAAUAUACCCCCUCCCCUAAGAGAUCAUCUCUAAAUAUGGCUGCGUUAGACAACAUUUUUUCAACUUUCCUUAUUUUGGUGAAGAUUCUGGAGAAGAUAGUGAGAUUUCAAUUAGGAAGUCAUAAUGAAACAGAUAACCUGGAUCUCUUUCAAUCAAACCCAAGCUUGGUUGUUAUUAUCAAAUGUCAUUGGUUACUCUCAGAUUGAUUAUUUUUGUUAGGGUUGAAUGAUGCAGGCAGAGCAGGAUAUCCCUCUUAAUCCUGUUAGACAUCUUUGAUGCUAUCAAGUGCAGAAUCUUUGUAGACUGCCUGCAGAAUUUGGGAGUGGGAGGCAGUGGGUUUUAGUAGUUCUCUCCUUACUCAUACUCAGUCAUGGAGAAGGAACAAUUGAACCCAUGAUCGCACUAACGAGCAUCACAGGACUUGGCCCUCUGCUCCAUGGUAUUUAAUAUCUGCAUAUUUCUAUCCCAAACCAGGCCAGAGAUGCCAUGUAAAUUUUGAUCUGGAGUCUAUUGGUCCUUGAUAACACCAAAGAAGCUCAGAUUGAAUCCCAGCAAAUUAAGCUGUUCUUUCUUUAAAAAGUAAGAAAGCUGUAAUCUUGAACUAAUCAUUAUUCUAGAUAGGGGUAACACUUUCUCUGAAGGAGCUACUCCACAAUUGGAUGGUUCUGUUGCACUUUACAACUCCUGCUAAACAACAGGUAGAGAUUACGGUCAGGACAGGUUUCAUCCAUUACACCUUAACUGAGAGACUCUGACAAUAGUGACUCAAAACUUCAGAAAGAUUAUUAUAAUACGCUCUUAAGUGGGAUUUUCUUUGAUGACAAUACAGAAACAGCAGUUGGUACAAAAUAUGGUUGGACUGUUAGUGGGUAAGAGUCACUCCUGUAAUUGUUUUGUAAUGCCGCUAUUGAUUAACAAUAAAUUUUCAGCUGCAAUCAUUGGUGCUAGUUUUGCCCUAUAAAAUGAUGGCUUGGUUCCAAGUAUUUGAAGAACUAUUUUCAAAAUAAUUCCGCUCUUUCCAUGCACAUUUCCAGAAGGGAAUGCUUGUAAUUCAGUUGAAGUAACAUGGAUAGUUGGGCCCAAACAGUCCUACCUUGUGAUAGCAUCAAAGUUGUGAAAUACCUUGCCACUGAAAGUUUGCCUGAUUUUCUAUUGGUCUUUAAUAGCACUGCCAAGACAUUUCUACUCAAACAGGCAUGGGGAAGUGAUUUGGACUGAUUGAUCUGAUUGGGGAAUUCUUAUUUCUUAUAGUGUUAAUUUUACAGUAAAAUUGAGCCAUAUGUUUUUAUUAUUAUACCCUUUGAAGGUUAAUUUGGUUGUUUUACAAUAUUGAUAUUGUAAUUUGCCAAGUUGUUGUAUUAGCAUAGUAGUGGUUUAUUAUGGGAUUUCAUAAUUUUUAAUUUAGUCAGAGUCUAGGAUCCUGGGCAGCAUAGAACUGCAUGUAAUAAUUUCCUGAAGACCAUAAAAAGUGAUCUCAAAGUUCAUACUUCUACCAUUUUGCCCAAUACAGUAAUAGAUAUGAAGUUGAAUAUAAAAUCCUUAUAUGAGAUUUGGAAGUGAGCUGAGUCAAUGAAAGGCCUCAUCCAGCAUUCUUAUUCCAUUAUUCCAUACUGACCAAUUAUGUCAUGUGGCUACAGAAAGUCAAUAAACAACAUGUAAUGGCACCUUCUGUCUGAAAGCUUCUAUUUGGAGAAGAAAGUGGAUGGAAGAUGAGUCUUAAGGAGGUUCUCCACAUCCUUCACACAAACAGCAUCUAGCCGAAGAAAUUGGCUCAUGGAUUUUAUGGAGUUAACAGUAUUUACCUCUGUAAUAAAGGAAAAGGCUAAUCUCAUAUAACCGAUAAAAAUGACAAUACUGUAUAGACAAAUUAUAUUUUUGUUUUGCUACAAUAUUGAAAAAUAAAACAGCUAAAAUGUCAUA
Pantherophis guttatus is the source of this 7622-nucleotide messenger RNA. It is a transcript of the gene RAB31, whose product is annotated as RAB31, member RAS oncogene family. The record is from RefSeq and is a predicted model, not a curated record. NCBI's taxonomy places the organism in Eukaryota, Metazoa, Chordata, Lepidosauria, Squamata, Colubridae. Gene Ontology annotation, molecular function: GTPase activity; GTP binding.